AUGUCUGUCGGAAAGAAGCAUGCCCGGCCCGACGACGACGUCGUCCCCGAGAUCGAUCGUGUCAAGAAGGCCAAGACCGUCAGCGACCCUUCCGCCGCCGACGAUGUCCCUGUGAAGGAGAAGAAGCAGAAGAAGGACAAGAAGGACAAGAAAGAAAAGAAAGAUAAGAAGGAGAAGAAAGACAAGAAAGACAAAAAGGAAAAGAAGGAGAAGAAGCGCAAGGAGAAGGAGGAGAACUCUGCCGAGGCCGACGAGACUCUAGAAGCCACCGACAAGCCCUCCGAGACCGAGCCCGUCGAGUCUGAAGCCCCCAAGAAGGAGAAGAAGUCCAAAAAGUCCAAGAAAGACAAGUCUGCCAAGGCCGAAGAGUCAAUUGACUCCAGCGCAGCGCCCUCUACCAACGGCAAAGCAAAGUACUCCUACCAACAGACCGAAGCCCUGAGCGCCGUCCCCGAGAAGGAGAUCCAGGAUUUCCUGACCGCGCAAGAGAUCACCGUGACGGACCCUUCAAGGAAUAUGACCCUGCGUCCCGUUCUCAAGUUUGACCAGCUCCCGCCUUCUCGUCUCCUCGCCAAGGGCCCCUUCAAGAACUUCACUGUCCCGACCCCAAUCCAGUCCGCCUCGUGGCCCUUGUCGUUGUCCGGCCGCGAUGUCAUCGGCAUUGCCGAGACGGGUUCCGGAAAGACCCUCGCCUUCUCCCUGCCCUGCAUCGAAGCCCUGCAGUCCCUCUCGAAGCCCAAGUCGAUCGCCGCCGGCCCUCUGCCCGCGAACUCCAGGCUGAACAAGAUGGAGAGGGCCGACGUGGCCCAGGCUCUGGCCGUUGUCGUCUCGCCCACCCGCGAGCUCGCGAUGCAGACCCACGCCGCCAUGGCUGACCUCGCCGGCCUCGCCGGGCUGUCCGCCGUCUGCCUGUACGGCGGCGCCAGCAAGGACGACCAGCGCGUGCUCCUGCGCAAGAAGAACGGCGCCGACAUCAUCGUCGCCACCCCCGGCCGCCUCAAGGACUUCCUCUCCGACGGCACCGUCUCCCUGGCGUCCGCCCGCUUCGUCGUCCUCGACGAGGCUGACCGUAUGCUGGACAAGGGGUUCGAGGACGAUGUCAAGGAGAUCCUCGGCCAGUGCCCCGCGCGUGGCGAGCGGCAGACGCUCAUGUUCACGGCGACCUGGCCGGCCAGCGUCCGCGGCCUGGCCGAGAGCUUCAUGGUCGACCCCGUCAAGAUCACCAUCGGCGGCAAGACCAAGACCGAGGACGGCGAGGGCAACGGCACCGUCGAGCUGCAAGCCAACUCGCGCAUCGCCCAGCGCGUCGAGGUCGUCGACCCCCGCAGCAAGGAGUGGCGGCUGCUGCAGAUCCUCAAGGAGGCGCAACAGGGCAAGGGCAGGAACGACCGCAUACUCGUCUUCUGCCUGUACAAGAAGGAGGCUGUGCGCGUCGAGAGCUACCUGUCACGCAACCGCAUCAGCGUCGCCAGCAUCCACGGCGACUUGAAGCAGGAGCAGCGGACGCGGAGCUUGGAGGCGUUCAAGGCCGGCACCACGACGGUGCUGGUGGCUACCGACGUGGCCGCUCGCGGAUUGGAUAUCCCCGAGGUCAAGCUCGUCGUCAAUGCGACGUUCCCUCUCACUAUCGAGGAUUACGUCCACCGCAUCGGCCGGACGGGUCGUGCGGGAAAGACUGGCGAGGCCAUCACCCUCUUCACAGAGCACGACAAGGCUCACUCUGGAUCAUUAAUUAAUGUCCUCAAGUCCGCGGGUCAACCCGUCCCCGAGGAUCUGAUGAAGUUCGGCACGACGGUCAAGAAGAAGGCCCACGACACCUACGGCGCCUUCUUCAAGGAUGUAGAUAUGAGCAAGAAGGGUACCAAGAUCACAUUUGACUAG
This is a messenger RNA of Thyridium curvatum, 1881 nucleotides long. RefSeq lists its product as uncharacterized. Lineage: Eukaryota; Fungi; Ascomycota; Sordariomycetes; Thyridiales; Thyridiaceae. Gene Ontology annotation, biological process: rRNA processing. Gene Ontology annotation, cellular component: nucleolus. The record is from RefSeq and is a predicted model, not a curated record. Gene Ontology annotation, molecular function: RNA binding; ATP binding; RNA helicase activity. The coding region runs from base 1 to 1881 and encodes 626 amino acids. The transcript is spliced from 3 exons.